Pecten maximus is the source of this 2017-nucleotide messenger RNA. RefSeq lists its product as uncharacterized. The transcript has 2 exons. NCBI's taxonomy places the organism in Eukaryota, Metazoa, Mollusca, Bivalvia, Pectinida, Pectinidae. The record is from RefSeq and is a predicted model, not a curated record. The coding region runs from base 103 to 1245 and encodes 380 amino acids.
CCAACUGACGUUCCAAAAGAAUUGAAACGGAACCGUAGGCAGCAUUUGUGUACGAAGAGUGUGAGUAAGGGGAUAUUUCCCCUGAAUUAAUUCGAUAAUAGCAUGGUCAGGAAGAAGACAUGCAGUGACAAAGGGGGUCAGGAGAUGAGUCUAACCCUUAACAACAAUGAAACAGAAAAAAGAAACCCAGCAGCAGUUGAGACAACUCGAGAAUCAAGGAGAAACCUUAAUGCUGUGGCUAAACGGAAACGACCUUCAGCAGCAGCUGGAUCAGCCCAACAAAAUGUCAAUUUGUCUGAUGGAAGCGAUGAGGUGGAACAGCCUGACCUAGCUGGGGCUGAUGACCAACGUCAGGCUGCAAUGGUGAAGGCCAUCACGGCACAAGUUCUGUCCACUUUGGAGGCUAGAGACAAGCCUAAAGGCCGGAAAAAGAGUAAAAAAAGGCGACGCAUAUCACCAACACCAGUUGUAUCAGGUACUGACUCUGAUGACAGUAGUAGCAGCAGCAGCAGUAGUGAUAGUGACUCUGAUACUAGUUCAGAUAAUGAGUUAGAUACCCCUUCUUCUGCUCGUCUAUCUUGCCCCAUCGCUAGUCAAAUUGAUGGUAAACUGAAAAACAAAAUAUGGCAAAACAAGUAUAUCGAUUUGGCCAAACUGCUUCCACAAACUAAGCCGUUCACCUCUGACUCGAUUAGUUUUCAGAGUACGGGUCGGUCACAAUUCAAAGUGACAAAAUCUAAACAAAAAAUGGUGCUCAAUAAUAUUGAGCAGUGGACAACAGCAUUUUUGAGGUUUGUUGCCAUUUAUUCAGAAAGAUUUCCUAAGGAAAUCCCACAGGUCAUCAAGCACGGUGAGUUGGUUAGAGAUUUGGCGAGCAGGCGAACGGGUAUGGCUUGGUUGGAAUAUGACCAACAAGUAAGAAGGGAUAUUGAGGUGAGGUCCAUUCACUGGGGAGAGUUCCAUACAGAGUACUGGGUAAUGGCAAAUACACCUAGACAAGGGUCAUUUUCCAACAGUGACCAGCCCUUUCGGGAUAACUCAAAGGGGUUUCGUGCCAGACACAAAUCUCGAAUACCAAAUGGCCACUGCUACAUGUUCCACAAAAAAGGCAAAUGUGCCAAACCAUCCUGUCCAUACCAGCACUCGUGUUUCCAGUGUGGACAGUCCCAUUCGGUGCUCAGUUGUUCCAACAAGAGACCAAACACCCAAAAGGCUUCCAACAGAAACCAAUUUCUUGCCAAAUGACACAGUCCUUAGUGAUAUUGUUACACCAGUCAAAGCAGACAUCUUGACCGAGUUUUUGCGAAACUACGAUAAUGUCUUGAAAGAUUUUUUGGUAAAUGGAUUUUCAAAAGGUUUCCGAAUACAGUUUGAAGGUACUCAUCAGUUUAGAGUGAGCCGCAAUCUAUUAUCAGCCUUUCAAAAUAAGGAAAUAUUACAGGAGAAGCUAAACAAGGAAAUUUUAGCUAGGAGAAUUGCAGGUCCAUUUGACAAACCUCCUUUCCAAUUUUUACAAUGUUCUCCUAUUGGUUUGGUUCCCAAAAAAGAGGCAGGUGAAUUCAGAAUGAUUCACCAUUUGUCAUAUCCCGAGGGAAAAUCAAUCAAUGAUUGUAUUCCAGAUACAUUUUGCUCUGUAUCAUACAAUACAGUGGAUGAUGCAAUAGGUAUCAUUAAAAGACUUGGUCAAGGAUGUCUGCUUGCAAAAACAGAUGUAGCUUCGGCAUUUCGCAUUGUCCCAAUACACCCAUCUGACCAUAAGUUACUGGGUAUAUUUUUCAAGGUCAUUACUAUUAUGAUAGGUGUUUACCCAUGGGAUGCUCGAUUUCCUGUUCAAUUUUUGAGAAAGUCAGUACAGCAUUGCAGUGGAUCGCUUGCACAAAGUUUGCUAUUCCAAACAUGUUACAUGUACUGGAUGAUUUUUUGUUCUUGGGUCCUCCAAAUUCAGGUAUAUGUGCACUAAGCUUGGCACAGUUUAUAAAGAUGUGCAAUGUCUUGGGUAUCCCUAUAAAAUCGGAGA